Messenger RNA from Pyrenophora tritici-repentis Pt-1C-BFP, 540 nucleotides. Its product is annotated as DUF2962 domain containing protein. The record is from RefSeq and is a predicted model, not a curated record. Lineage: Eukaryota; Fungi; Ascomycota; Dothideomycetes; Pleosporales; Pleosporaceae. Gene Ontology annotation, cellular component: nucleus.
AUGGUCAGCAAUCGCCUCGACAAGGUCACCAAGAAGAUUACAAAGAAGAAGGGAAAGAACCCCAACUUGCAUGAAGGCAGUCGGGACACACAGCGCCUACAGAGCGCAGCGCAGAGAGACGACAAGCUCAACCGCCUAUCCAAAGUCCGAGAACACCAAAAUCGCCCUUAUUUGCUAAGAACAAAAUCCUUUCAGUCAUAUACCACAGAGCAUGAUUCACCAGUCAGCGUCCCAGAGAUCCAGGCCAUGAUUGAGGACUACCUGGGCCGAGAUGACGAAGAAGUCGCAAAACUGAAAGCAGAGCGUCGUCCAGGACGCCCACCGUCCACCCGUCAAACUCUUCUUGAAGCCAACCAAAAAACUGAGCAAGACGAGUAUGCCUCCGGAUUCUGGGUGCCUGACCUCGAGGAUGUGAUCAACUUGCGCAAGCUGAAAGAGUGGAACGGUCAAUGGGCGCAGCUCGCCACGCUCAAAUUUGCUAGAAUUUCAAAAGAAGGAUUCAAGAAAGAAUCGAGCUUUCCACCAAAGGGCAUGUCAUGA